Molecule: messenger RNA, 2011 nt
Organism: Folsomia candida
Lineage: Eukaryota; Metazoa; Arthropoda; Collembola; Entomobryomorpha; Isotomidae
Product: ATPase family AAA domain-containing protein 2
Exons: 3
Coding region: 146-1888 (580 amino acids)
Biological process (GO): positive regulation of transcription by RNA polymerase II
Cellular component (GO): nucleus
Molecular function (GO): histone binding; ATP binding; chromatin binding
Source: RefSeq, a predicted model, not a curated record
UAGAAAAAUGUACAGCAAUCACAGAAAAACGUGAAAAUAUCUAAAAAGAAAACGAUUCGCCAAUAAACAUCAUCGGUACGGCACGAAAAUAGGUAACGCUGUCACCAAAGAUUCCGCUGCUGCGGUUCACGUGCCCUCUUCGUUCAUGGGAGGCAUUCCGCCCGGAGGAGGACGCAGAGGAAGUGAUUCGUCUCCCCCGACUGGAGACGAAAAAGAAAAAGUCGACACGGAUCCCUUCAGCCAUGUCGAUUUUGAAUCUGUUAGAGGGCUUGAUGAUCAGAAAAACUGGAUAAUAAAUAACAUUGUGGAUGCUAUGAACGAUCCUCAACAACAGGAAUUAUGGGGCAUUCCCAUGCCUAAGGGAGUUCUCUUUCAUGGCCCACCAGGAACUGGAAAAACCCUCCUCGCCAGAGCAUUUGGUAACGAAGUAUCAAAGUUGACCGGCAAAAAGGUGGAAUUUUAUCACCGAACAGGUGGAGAACUGUCCUCCAAGUGGUUCGGAGAGUCAGCUCGACUUAUCAAAGCCUUGUUCACCGAAGCAGAGCAGAAAGCCCCCGCCAUCAUCUUCCUGGAUGAACUGGAUGGAUUUUGUGGUUCCAGAAAUGAUAGGUCUUCUCAAGCUCGGAUCGGAGUGGUGACUUCGCUAUUGGGUCAAAUGGACACGCUAACUCCUGGAAAAGUUUUCGUGUUUGGGGCGACAAAUCGAAUCGAUUCCAUCGAUCCUGCAAUGCGACGGCCUGGACGAUUUGACAAAGAGUUGCAAUUCUUUCUCCCAAGUCUUGAAGCGAGAAAGGAAAUCCUCACUCUGCACUCCAAAAUGUGGAAGAGGAGUCAUCCAGAAGGUGAACUGCUGGACACCGUGGCGCAAAAGACGGUAGGCUACUGUGGGGCUGAUUUAGAGAACUUGUGUCGAGAAACCUUCCACGCUGCGUUUGCAAGACACGUCCCAAAUCUGGAUGAUGAACCGGAAGGAGGAAUCGGUAGCAUGGAGAUCAAACUAGAAGAUUGGAUGGUAGCCCUGAAGGUCCGAAAUUCCAGUGGCAAUUCCUCAUUCGGAUCAGCAAUUUAUAUCCCAAAGAUGCCCUCAGUUGAACUAAACCCACUUCUGGUUCGAAUGCAAAAGGAAAUUAUUGAUGAGGUGACACAAGUUUUCCCCAAGGAGGAAGUCACUGCCUCCACGUCACUGGAAAAGGAUAAGAUUUCCAAGUCACCGGCAGAGGUGGCCACAUUUUACUUUUGGAACGACAGUCCAUAUUCAGGAGAUUUUGCCCUAGAGUCGCUAAUCCUUCCCGGCGUCUUCGCUCACGAGAUACUCGGCGACGUCCCCAUUUUUAUCUUGAACAAGGAAACGAUUCUCUCAAAAUACUCGUCGCAUCGAGUCACAACAAUUGCAAAUGUAAUUAUGCAGGCCGCAUCUUCUGCGAAACGAUGCAUAAUUUACAUCCCUCAGCUGGAAGGAAUGGUCAGAGUUUUGGACAAUGACACAUUCGACCUUUACGACCAACUGAUUCAUCUCCGAGGGAAACACGUCCUCCUCGUUGCGACCGGGUCCGUCCAACCUAAUCAGAUUUCUGACCCACUCCUCCGAUCACUCUUUACGAGAACUACCCAAAAGUCGUACAAAAUUCCAACUAUUUCUGCCACCGAGCGUAGAAACUACUUUCAACCAAUUUUUGCUGACCUACAAAAAAUUAACCCAACAAUUAGUCUUGACGUUGCUCUUGAGUCUACUGUCACACGCAGUGAAGGGGACCCUAUUGAAACCUUGGCAUCUUUAACGGAUCAGCUCUACGUAACGAUGCAUAAGACAAAGGAUUCUCAAGAUGAUGUUCUUGGUCAAAUCAACAAGUUGUUGGUGCAUUAUUCGAAAACAAGAUUCAGAUUUUAAAGACAUUACUACAAAAUAAGCAAAUAAGUAAAUAGACUAUAAUACAAUUAAUACACAAUUGGCUUAACUUUUACCAAACUGUUUUGCCUGGAGCCAAAUACAACAUUAAUAAACAAGACUUGA